AUGCAACGGCCGCAAGGAUCGCAACAAACCGAUUCCAACACGCUCUUGGGGGCCCACCAUCCGGCCAGCCCAAAGUCUUCGCCCCGGACCUCACACACAGGCAGUCGAGCGAACGAAGAACACCUGACCGGCGACAUCCGCAAGUACACGAACACCGACGGUAAUACAUCGGACGCACGUGCACAAGCGUUCGACAGACUGCACACUCACAGGCCCUCUAAACACAAACACGAACAUGAGUAUCCGACACCCAUUUUCCCGAACACCAUCGAACCCACUGAGCACAACAUGCCCCAUGCCAUAACUGCUACCAACGACGAAAUGAAACGCAACUCGAAAACAAGCACCGACACACAAAUCCAGCCGCAGCCCGCAUACGAUCGAAUAAACGCACGCGAUGCGCACGAACAAGAAACACACACAAUCACUCCCACACAUUCGGAUUCCAGUGCUGAACGGACUGCGGAUGUCAGCGCCGCGCUCAUAUCCCCUGCUGUCCAAACACGCACCCACUCGACAUAUACGCAACAGCCGAAAGUCUCAAAACAAAUUGAUUCCAACACGCUCUUGGAAGCCCAGCAUCCGGCAAGCUCAAAGUCAUCGCCCCGGACCUCACACACAGGCAGUCGAGCGAACGAAGAACACCUGACCGGCGACAUCCGCAAGUACACGAACACCGACGGUAAUACAUCGGACGCACGUGCACAAGCGCUCGACAGACUGCACACACACAUGCUCUCGAAUCACGAGCACGAGCGUGACAGUGCGACAUUCACUGUCACAAACACCAUCAAACCAACUGAGCACAACAUGCCCCAUGCCAUAACUGCUACCAACGACGAAAUGAAACGCAACUCGAAAACAAGCACCGACACACAAAUCCAGCCGCAGCCCGCAUACGAUCGAAUAAACGCACGCGAUGCGCACGAACAAGAAACACACACAAUCACUCCCACACAUUCGGAUUCCAGUGCUGAACGGCCUGCAGUGGUCAGUGCCUCACGCAUAUCCCCUGCUGUCCAAACACACACCCACUCGACAUACAUGCAACGGCCGGAAGUCUCAAAACAAACUGAUUCCAACACGCUCUUGGAAGCCCAGCUUCCGGCCAGCCCGAGGUCAUCGCGCCAGACGUCAUACACUUGCAGUCGAGCGAACGAAGAACACCUGACUGGCGACAUCCGCAAGUACACGAACACCGACGGUAAUACAUCGGACGCACGUGCACAAGCACUCGACAGACUGCACACUCACAGGCCCUCUAAACACAAACACGAACAUGAGUAUCCGACACCCAUUUUCCCGAACACCAUCGAACCCACUGAGCACAACAUGCCCCAUGCCAUAACUGCUACCAACGACGAAAUGAAACGCAACUCGAAAACAAGCACCGACACACAAAUCCAGCCGCAGCCCGCAUACGAUCGAAUAAACGCACGCGAUGCGCACGAACAAGAAACACACACAAUCACUCCCACACAUUCGGAUUCCAGUGCUGAACGGCCUGCAGUGGUCAGUGCCUCACGCAUAUCCCCUGCUGUCCAAACACACACCCACUCGACAUACAUGCAACGGCCGGAAGUCUCAAAACAAACUGAUUCCAACACGCUCUUGGAAGCCCAGCUUCCGGCCAGCCCGAGGUCAUCGCGCCAGACGUCAUACACUUGCAGUCGAGCGAACGAAGAACAACUGACCGGCGACAUCCGCAAGUACACGAACACCGACGGUAAUACAUCGGACGCACGUGCACAAGCGCUCGACAGACUGCACACUCACAGGCCCUCUAAACACAAACACGAACAUGAGUAUCCGACACCCAUUUUCCCGAACACCAUCGAACCCACUGAGCACAACAUGCCCCAUGCCAUAACUGCUACCAACGACGAAAUGAAACGCAACUCGAAAACAAGCACCGACACACAAAUCCAGCCGCAGCCCGCAUACGAUCGAAUAAACGCACGCGAUGCGCACGAACAAGAAACACACACAAUCACUCCCACACAUUCGGAUUCCAGUGCUGAACGGCCUGCAGUGGUCAGUGCUUCACGCAUAUCCCCUGCUGUCCAAACACACACCCACUCGACAUACAUGCAACGGCCGGAAGUCUCAAAACAAACUGAUUCCAACACGCUCUUGGAAGCCCAGCUUCCGGCCAGCCCGAGGUCAUCGCGCCAGACGUCAUACACUUGCAGUCGAGCGAACGAAGAACACCUGACCGGCGACAUCCGCAAGUACACGAACACCGACGGUAAUACAUCGGACGCACGUGCACAAGCGCUCGACAGACUGCACACUCACAGGCCCUCUAAACACAAACACGAACAUGAGUAUCCGACACCCAUUUUCCCGAACACCAUCGAACCCACUGAGCACAACAUGCCCCAUGCCAUAACUGCUACCAACGACGAAAUGAAACGCAACUCGAAAACAAGCACCGACACACAAAUCCAGCCGCAGCCCGCAUACGAUCGAAUAAACGCACGCGAUGCGCACGAACAAGAAACACACACAAUCACUCCCACACAUUCGGAUUCCAGUGCUGAACGGCCUGCAGUGGUCAGUGCCUCACGCAUAUCCUCUGCUGUCCAAACGCACACCCACUCGACAUACAUGCAACGGCCGCAAGGAUCGCAACAAACCGAUUCCAACACGCACUUGGGGGCCCACCAUCCGGCCAGCCCAAAGUCAUCGCCCCAGAUCUCACACACAUGCAGUCGAACAAACGAAGAACAACUGACCGGCGACAUCCGCAAGUACACGAACACCGACGGUAAUACAUCGGACGCACGUGCACAAGCGCUCGACAGACUGCACACUCACAGGCCCUCUAAACACAAACACGAACAUGAGUAUCCGACACCCAUUUUCCCGAACACCAUCGAACCCACUGAGCACAACAUGCCCCAUGCCAUAACUGCUACCAACGACGAAAUGAAACGCAACUCGAAAACAAGCACCGACACACAAAUCCAGCCGCAGCCCGCAUACGAUCGAAUAAACGCACGCGAUGCGCACGAACAAGAAACACACACAAUCACUCCCACACAUUCGGAUUCCAGUGCUGAACGGCCUGCAGUGGUCAGUGCUUCACGCAUAUCCCCUGCUGUCCAAACACACACCCACUCGACAUACAUGCAACGGCCGGAAGUCUCAAAACAAACUGACUCCAACACGCUCUUGGAAGCCCAGCUUCCGGCCAGCCCGAGGUCAUCGCGCCAGACGUCAUACACUUGCAGUCGAGCGAACGAAGAACACCUGACCGGCGACAUCCGCAAGUACACGAACACCGACGGUAAUACAUCGGACGCACGUGCACAAGCGCUCGACAGACUGCACACUCACAGGCCCUCUAAACACAAACACGAACAUGAGUAUCCGACACCCAUUUUCCCGAACACCAUCGAACCCACUGAGCACAACAUGCCCCAUGCCAUAACUGCUACCAACGACGAAAUGAAACGCAACUCGAAAACAAGCACCGACACACAAAUCCAGCCGCAGCCCGCAUACGAUCGAAUAAACGCACGCGAUGCGCACGAACAAGAAACACACACAAUCACUCCCACACAUUCGGAUUCCAGUGCUGAACGGCCUGCAGUGGUCAGUGCCUCACGCAUAUCCCCUGCUGUCCAAACACACACCCACUCGACAUACAUGCAACGGCCGGAAGUCUCAAAACAAACUGAUUCCAACACGCUCUUGGAAGCCCAGCUUCCGGCCAGCCCGAGGUCAUCGCGCCAGACGUCAUACACUUGCAGUCGAGCGAACGAAGAACACCUGACCGGCGACAUCCGCAAGUACACGAACACCGACGGUAAUACAUCGGACGCACGUGCACAAGCGCUCGACAGACUGCACACUCACAGGCCCUCUAAACACAAACACGAACAUGAGUAUCCGACACCCAUUUUCCCGAACACCAUCGAACCCACUGAGCACAACAUGCCCCAUGCCAUAACUGCUACCAACGACGAAAUGAAACGCAACUCGAAAACAAGCACCGACACACAAAUCCAGCCGCAGCCCGCAUACGAUCGAAUAAACGCACGCGAUGCGCACGAACAAGAAACACACACAAUCACUCCCACACAUUCGGAUUCCAGUGCUGAACGGCCUGCAGUGGUCAGUGCCUCACGCAUAUCCCCUGCUGUCCAAACACACACCCACUCGACAUACAUGCAACGGCCGGAAGUCUCAAAACAAACUGAUUCCAACACGCUCUUGGGGGCCCACCAUCCGGCCAGCCCAAAGUCAUCGCCCCAAAUCUCACACACAUGCAGUCGAACAAAAGAAGAACAACUGACCGGCGACAUCCGCAAGUACACGAACACCGACGGUAAUACAUCGGACGCACGUGCACAAGCGCUCGACAGACUGCACAAUCACAGGCCCUCUAAACACAAACACGAACAUGAGUAUCCGACACCCAUUUUCCCGAACACCAUCGAACCCACUGAGCACAACAUGCCCCAUGCCAUAACUGCUACCAACGACGAAAUGAAACGCAACUCGAAAACAAGCACCGACACACAAAUCCAGCCGCAGCCCGCAUACGAUCGAAUAAACGCACGCGAUGCGCACGAACAAGAAACACACACAAUCACUCCCACACAUUCGGAUUCCAGUGCUGAACGGCCUGCAGUGGUCAGUGCCUCACGCAUAUCCCCUGCUGUCCAAACACACACCCACUCGACAUACAUGCAACGGCCGGAAGUCUCAAAACAAACUGAUUCCAACACGCUCUUGGAAGCCCAGCUUCCGGCCAGCCCGAGGUCAUCGCGCCAGACGUCAUACACUUGCAGUCGAGCGAACGAAGAACACCUGACCGGCGACAUCCGCAAGUACACGAACACCGACGGUAAUACAUCGGACGCACGUGCACAAGCGCUCGACAGACUGCACACUCACAGGCCCUCUAAACACAAACACGAACAUGAGUAUCCGACACCCAUUUUCCCGAACACCAUCGAACCCACAGAGCACAACAUGCCCCAUGCCAUAACUGCUACCAACGACGAAAUGAAACGCAACUCGAAAACAAGCACCGACACACAAAUCCAGCCGCAGCCCGCAUACGAUCGAAUAAACGCACGCGAUGCGCACGAACAAGAAACACACACAAUCACUCCCACACAUUCGGAUUCCAGUGCUGAACGGCCUGCAGUGGUCAGUGCCUCACGCAUAUCCCCUGCUGUCCAAACACACACCCACUCGACAUACAUGCAACGGCCGGAAGUCUCAAAACAAACUGAUUCCAACACGCUCUUGGGGGCCCAGCAUCCGGCCAGCCCAAAGUCAUCGCCCCACAUCUCACACACAUGCAGUCGAGCGAACGAAGAACAACUGACUGGCGACAUCCGCAAGUACACGAACACCGACGGUAAUACAUCGGACGCACGUGCACAAGCGCUCGACAGACUGCACACUCACAGGCCCUCUAAACACAAACACGAACAUGAGUAUCCGACACCCAUUUUCCCGAACACCAUCGAACCCACUGAGCACAACAUGCCCCAUGCCAUAACUGCUACCAACGACGAAAUGAAACGCAACUCGAAAACAAGCACCGACACACAAAUCCAGCCGCAGCCCGCAUACGAUCGAAUAAACGCACGCGAUGCGCACGAACAAGAAACACACACAAUCACUCCCACACAUUCGGAUUCCAGUGCUGAACGGCCUGCAGUGGUCAGUGCCUCACGCAUAUCCCCUGCUGUCCAAACACACACCCACUCGACAUACAUGCAACGGCCGGAAGUCUCAAAACAAACUGAUUCCAACACGCUCUUGGAAGCCCAGCUUCCGGCCAGCCCGAGGUCAUCGCGCCAGACGUCAUACACUUGCAGUCGAGCGAACGAAGAACAACUGACCGGCGACAUCCGCAAGUACACGAACACCGACGGUAAUACAUCGGACGCACGUGCACAAGCGCUCGACAGACUGCACACUCACAGGCCCUCUAAACACAAACACGAACAUGAGUAUCCGACACCCAUUUUCCCGAACACCAUCGAACCCACUGAGCACAACAUGCCCCAUGCCAUAACUGCUACCAACGACGAAAUGAAACGCAACUCGAAAACAAGCACCGACACACAAAUCCAGCCGCAGCCCGCAUACGAUCGAAUAAACGCACGCGAUGCGCACGAACAAGAAACACACACAAUCACUCCCACACAUUCGGAGUCCAGUGCUGAACGGCCUGCAGUGGUCAGUGCCUCACGCAUAUCCCCUGCUGUCCAAACACACACCCACUCGACAUACAUGCAACGGCCGGAAGUCUCAAAACAAACUGAUUCCAACACGCUCUUGGAAGCCCAGCUUCCGGCCAGCCCGAGGUCAUCGCGCCAGACGUCAUACACUUGCAGUCGAGCGAACGAAGAACACCUGACCGGCGACAUCCGCAAGUACACGAACACCGACGGUAAUACAUCGGACGCACGUGCACAAGCGCUCGACAGACUGCACACUCACAGGCCCUCUAAACACAAACACGAACAUGAGUAUCCGACACCCAUUUUCCCGAACACCAUCGAACCCACUGAGCACAACAUGCCCCAUGCCAUAACUGCUACCAACGACGAAAUGAAACGCAACUCGAAAACAAGCACCGACACACAAAUCCAGCCGCAGCCCGCAUACGAUCGAAUAAACGCACGCGAUGCGCACGAACAAGAAACACACACAAUCACUCCCACACAUUCGGAUUCCAGUGCUGAACGGCCUGCAGUGGUCAGUGCCUCACGCAUAUCCCCUGCUGUCCAAACACACACCCACUCGACAUACAUGCAACGGCCGGAAGUCUCAAAACAAACUGAUUCCAACACGCUCUUGGAAGCCCAGCUUCCGGUCAGCCUAAGUCAUCGCCCCACAUCUCACACACAUGCAGUCGAGCGAACGAAGAACACCUGA
Dicrocoelium dendriticum is the source of this 6912-nucleotide messenger RNA. The record is from the annotation of a GenBank genome assembly. NCBI's taxonomy places the organism in Eukaryota, Metazoa, Platyhelminthes, Trematoda, Plagiorchiida, Dicrocoeliidae.